AAUGUGACCAAUCGAAUCAUCCUCGGCAGAGAGCCGGAGCUGCAGAUCGGAAGAGCAGAGCGUUGGGCUCAGUCCGGCUCCCACGCCGAAGAGUUCCUGGGGUGACACUAUCUUUUCCUUCCUUUACCUUGGGAAUACCUCGGGAUUUACCCCCCAUCUUCUCAUCCCACGGAUUUGGUGGUUUUCCCGCCCCUGGCCUCGCCUCCUGCCCGCCCUCGGAUCAGCGCUCGGGUGAAAAGGGCACCAUCAGACGGGUGAUCGCUGGCCCUGGUGCUAUACUACGAUACCUUCAUCCUGACCUGCCCACUCGCCUGCCCUCGACCCCUCACCUCCCUGUAACCAUGACGACCAAAACAACCAAUGUCCUGGACGGGAACAAGGUCUCCUCCUCCCCUCUCCUGUUGUCCACAUCAUCCUACCUGUCUUGCCAGCGCCUAGUGACCAAGGACGGUCACUGCGCCCUGCGGUCCUCCCCUCCCUCCCCUGGCCUGUGGCCCUCCUGGGCAUCUGCCUCUGCCUGGCUGCUAGCCCUACAGGACCUGUGGGGGGCAGUGGUGUGCCUGCGCUGGCGCUGGGUCCUAUUGGCCUUCUGCACCUCCUUUGUGGCCCACUGGCUGCUGUUCGCCUGCCUGUGGUACCUACUGGCCCACCUCAAUGGAGACCUGGCGGUGGAGGACCACGACGCUCCUCCAGAGGGACACGUAGUGUGUGUCAAAUACAUCACCAGCUUCACCGCAGCCUUCUCCUUCUCCCUGGAGACCCAGCUGACCAUAGGGUACGGCACCAUGUUCCCCAGUGGGGACUGUCCCAGUGCUAUAGCCCUGCUGGCAGUUCAGAUGCUGCUGGGGCUCAUGCUGGAAGCUUUCAUCACAGGUGCGUUUGUGGCUAAGAUCGCCCGUCCCCAGAAGCGUGCGGGGGCCAUUCAGUUCAGCCCCCAGGCGGUGGUAGGUCAGCACCAGGGCCAGCCCUGCCUCAUGUUCCGGGCCACCAACCUUCUGCGACGCCCCCUGGUGGACGUGGAGGUCAGUGCCGUGCUGUACGAACAGAGAGACGACCAAGUCCUGCACCAGACCAACCUGGACUUCCAGCUGGACCGGCUGGGCCCACGCCCCUGCCCCUUCUUCAUCUUCCCCCUCACCUUCUACCACGUCCUGGACCGCCACAGCCCCCUUUACCCGGCCCUGCGUGAGGGCAGCGCCAGCCAUUUUGAGCUAGUGGUGUUUCUCUCCGCCUCCCAGGAGGGCACGGGCGACGCCUGCCAGAAGAGGACGUCCUACCUGCGCCAGGAGAUCCAGUUUGAGCGGCGCUUUGUGCCCGCUGUGGGGUUGGACAAGCAAGGCAGGUACCAGGUGAGCAGUCAGCACUUUGGCAUUGCCCACUGCAAUGAGCCUCUGGACAAGGAGUGUGUGGUGCAAAUCAACGGGGAUGGGAGUGACAGGAUGGAGUAAGGGUGGGGAAGGAGGAGGGUGGAAGGGAAGGAUGGGCAGGAAGAAAGGGAGAAUGGGGUAUGGGAGAAGGGGAAGAGGGUAAUAGGUGAGAGGAGUAAGGGACAGAGAGCAUCGUGGGAUGGGUGGGUUCCGGGGUUUAGAAUAUCUAUAUUUAAUAUAGUACCAGUCAAAAGGUUGGGCACACCUACUCAUUCAAGGGUUUUUCUUUAUUUGUACUAUUUUCUAUAUUGUAGAUUAAUAGUGAAAAUAUCAAAACUAUGAAAUAACACAUGGAAUCAAGUUGUAAUCAAAAAAGUGUUAAAAAAUAUAUUUUAUAUUUGAGAUUCUUCAAAGUAGCCACCUUUUGCCUUGAUGACAGCGUUGAACAGUCUUGGCAAAGAGAAAUGACAGUGCAUCAUUACUUUAAGACAAGUCAACUCUGAAAAUGUCAAGAACUGUGAAGGUUUCAAGUGCAGUCGCAAAAACCAUCAAGCGAUAUGAUGAAACUGGCUCUCAUGAGGACCGCCACAGGAAAGGAAGACACAGAGUUACCUCUGCUGCAGAGAAUACGUUCAUUAGAGUUACCAGCCUCAGAAUUUGCAGCACAAAUAAAUGCUUCACAGAGUUCAAGUAACAGACACAUCUCCAGAUCAACUGUUGAGAGGAGACUGCGUGAAUCAGGCCUUCAUGGUCGAAUUGCUGCAAAGAAGCCACUACUAAAGGACACCAAUAAUAAGAAGAGACAUGCUUGGGCCAAGAAAUACGAUCAAUGGACAUUAGACCGGUGGAAAUCUGUCCAAAUUUCAGAUUUUUGGUUCCAACCGCCGUGUCUUUGUGAGAUGCAGGUGAAGGAUGAUCAUCGCAUGUGAGGUGUGAUGAUGUGGAGGUGCUUUGCUGGUGACAGUGUCUGAGAUUCAUUUAGAAUUCAAGGCACACUUAACUAGCAUGGCUACAACAGCAUUCUGCAGCCAUACGCCAUCCCAUCUGGUUUGCGCUUAGUGGGACUGUCAUUUGUUUUUCAACAGGACAAUGACCCAACACACCUCCAGCCUGUGUAAAGGAUAUUUGACUAAGAAGGAGAGUGAUGGAGUGGUGCAUCAGAUGACCUGCCUUCCACAAUCACCCGACCUCAACCCAAUUGAGAUGGUUUGGGAUGAGUUGGACAGCAGACUGAAGGAAAAGCAGCCAACAAAGUGCUCAGCCUGUAUGGGAACUCCUUCAAGACAGUCUGAAAAGCAUUCCAAGUGAAGCUGGUUGAGAGAAUGCCAAGAAUGUGAAAAGCUGUCAUCAAUGCAAAGGGUGGGUACUUUGAAUAAUUUAAAAUAUAAAAUGUAUUUUGAUUUGUUUAAACACCUUUUUGGUGACAACAUGAUCCAUAUGUGUUAUUUCAUAGUUUUCAGUUCUUCCCUGUUGUUCUACAAUGUAGAAAUGUGUAAGAAAUUAAGAAAAACCCUUCAAUGGGUAGGUGUGUCCAAACGUUUAAUUGGUGCUGCAUAGUAACACAGGGAUAGAGAUAGGGGCGGAAAAUUGUGGGUUAGGGGCAACAUGGGAGGGACAGGUUUCUAUGGCUCUGCUACCUGGUUAAGCAACCAUCCAUAUCAAAGGGCAUUUAUCCAGUCGAUUGAAGAUCACUAAAUUGUAGAGCAUGUUCUAGUUACCUGUGAUCUCUAGAACCAACAGGCACAUUCACUGUCAUGAAGGAUGCUAUUCCACAAUCAAUAACACCGUGCUGCUAUGGAAUACACUCUGGCUGCAUUUACACAGGCAGCCCAAAUCUGAUAAUUUGUCCAAUUAUUGGCAAACGAGCUUAUCUGGUUGGACAAAAUCCCAACUUGUGAUAAAGUAUAUAUAUAUUUUGGACACACAUACAAGUUUGGACACACCUACACAUUCAAUGGUAUUUCUUUAUUUUUACAAUUUUCUACAUUGUAAAAUAAUAGUGAAUUUUUUUUAUUUUCGAUUUGAGUUUGAUUUGAUUUGAGUGUGCAAAGCUUUCAUCAAGGCAAAGGGUGGCUACUUUGAAGAAUCUCAAAUGUAAAAUAUAUUUUGAUUUGUUUAACACUUUUUUGGUUACUACACGAUUCCAUAUGUGUUAUUUCAUAGUUUUGAUGUCUUCACUAUUAUUCUACAAUAUAGAAUUCAAACCCUUGAAUGACUAAGUGUGUCCAAUCUUUUGACUGGUACAGUAUAUAUAUCAGAAUUUGACUGUCUGUGUAAACACAGCCUCUGUAGUCUAGAGGAGCCUACUUUGAAAGGUGACAACUCAAUGUCUUCAAUCAUUUUAAACUGAGGUAUAUAAUAUUGAACUGUCAGAAAUUUCAGUCAUGCAUUAGAAAAUAUCAGUUGAUUUAACUGAAAAUGUAUUAGAUUACUGCCUUAAAUGUUUAUAAAAAAGUCUUCACUGAAAUCAGUGUGCCUAUUUACACCAAAUAUUAGCCAAAGAUUAAAUGUAAUAAUUUGUUAUACAAUGAUUACACAUGUUCAAUAUGUAAAAUGCUAUGACUUUAGAUUGAGCACUUUAGUGAUAGGUUAAAGGUUUGGAGAACGAUGUCAGUAGAUCAUCUUUACAUUUUCCCUUUGAAUUUAUGUAAAGACGAAAAUCACUAUUACAUCAUGCAUGUAUGCAUGAGUCAACAGCAAAACACAAAGAUUAGAAAGAAAAUGGAAAUAAUGUUAUGGGAAGCCCUGAUUUUCAGAGAUAAAAUCUUAUUGUAACAUAAUACAUGUUCCAAUGGCUUGUACAGUGUACAUUACAUGAAAUAAAAUAAUAUUUUCUGAACAAUUCAAA
Oncorhynchus kisutch (coho salmon) is the source of this 4215-nucleotide messenger RNA. Its product is annotated as inward rectifier potassium channel 13. The transcript has 4 exons. Gene Ontology annotation, cellular component: plasma membrane. Gene Ontology annotation, molecular function: inward rectifier potassium channel activity. The record is from RefSeq and is a predicted model, not a curated record. NCBI's taxonomy places the organism in Eukaryota, Metazoa, Chordata, Actinopteri, Salmoniformes, Salmonidae. Gene Ontology annotation, biological process: potassium ion import across plasma membrane; regulation of monoatomic ion transmembrane transport. The coding region runs from base 342 to 1448 and encodes 368 amino acids.